Aureobasidium vineae is the source of this 1473-nucleotide messenger RNA. Lineage: Eukaryota; Fungi; Ascomycota; Dothideomycetes; Dothideales; Saccotheciaceae. The record is from the annotation of a GenBank genome assembly.
AUGCCCAAAGCCCCCGGAGGAGACGCGCGUCAAAUGAGACGUCACAACCCAUUGUCGGAAGACUACGCACCCUCGAAUCCGCACAAGCAAAAAGCGCCAAAGAGGAAAGGCCGCUCCAAUGCCGGCGACGACGAUAAUGAACAACAAGCAUACAUCGACUCGAAAGCGUCAAGGAAGAUCAUCGCUCUAGGACAGGAUUUGACCGCCGAGGAGGAUGCAGAGCUCGAAGCGCUCAGACCGCAAAACGGAACGAAAUCAGCUUUCGAGUUUGAGAGAGGUCUGCGCGAUGAGGAGGAUUCUGAUGAGGAGGCUGGUGUCCCGGCAGACGAUGAGGCAUGGGGAGACGAGGAAGAUGAGGAGGUAGAAGAGGUCGAGGUGGACCCCGAGGAUCUGGCCAUGUUCAACAAGUUCAACCCCGAGUUCGACCCUGCGACACUGCUGGCACCGCAGCCGGCAGAGGACCAAGGAGAGAGCACCAACCUUGCAGACUUGAUUUUGGAGAAGAUUGCCCAGCAUGAGGCCAGUCAGGCCCAAGGGCACGUCAUUCGUGGCGGUGGUGCCCCCGAAGAUGCCAUCGAGCUGCCAGCAAAGGUCGUCGAGGUUUACACCCAGUACNNAAUCGGCAUGAUCCUCUCCCGAUUCCGCUCCGGCAAGCUCCCCAAGCCUUUCAAAAUCCUACCCACCCUCCCCCAAUGGGACACUCUCCUCUCCAUCACCCGCCCCGACUCCUGGACCCCCAACGCAACUUACGAAGCCACCCGCCUCUUCACCUCCUCGCGCCCCGCCGUCGCCCAAGCCUUCAUCCACGACAUCCUCCUCGACCGCGUCCGCGACGACAUCCGCGAGACCAAGAAACUAAACGUCCACCUCUACAAAGCCCUCAANAAGUCCCUCUACAAACCCGCUUGCUUCUUCAAGGGCUUGCUGUUCCCUCUGUUGGCGUCCGGCACUUGCACUCUGCGCGAGGCCCAUAUUAUUUCUUCCGUGCUUGUUCGCGUCAGUAUCCCUGUCUUGCACUCUGCGGCUGCCAUCCACCGUCUCUGCGAAAUCGCUGCUGAGCAAAUGACCGAUAACCUCGAGGCCGGCGGCGCAACAAACAUCUUCAUCCGCGUGCUGCUGGAGAAGAAGUACGCUCUGCCCUACAAAGUCGUUGACGCACUCGUAUUCCACUUUUUGCGUUUCCGCGCCGUGGACGCAGAUGCAACGACAGAUGCACCUCUGACCAUCAAGAGCGGAGAAAAGCUGCCUGUGCUGUGGCAUCAGUGUUUCCUUGCCUUUGCGCAGAGAUACAGAAACGAUAUCACCGAGGACCAGAGAGAGGCUUUGUUGGACUUGCUGCUCGUCAAGGGCCACAAGGCCAUUGGACCGGAGAUUAGAAGGGAGUUGUUGCAAGGCAGAGGUAGAGGUGUUUUGGCUCCCGAGGUCGCCAUGGCUGGUGUGGAUGGUGAUGACACUAUGGUUGAUAUCCAGUAG